Messenger RNA from Cheilinus undulatus (humphead wrasse), 1634 nucleotides. RefSeq names its product nudix (nucleoside diphosphate linked moiety X)-type motif 19 (gene nudt19). The record is from RefSeq and is a predicted model, not a curated record. Lineage: Eukaryota; Metazoa; Chordata; Actinopteri; Labriformes; Labridae. The transcript is spliced from 4 exons. Gene Ontology annotation, cellular component: mitochondrion. Gene Ontology annotation, molecular function: hydrolase activity, acting on acid anhydrides, in phosphorus-containing anhydrides. Bases 82 to 1305 code for a protein of 407 amino acids.
CUCUGUGCAGCUGUCCUAACCGCCCAGGCUGUAACUUUGAAGAGGCGUAAAUAGAAUAGAAAAACUUCUGGUGGAUGAAAAAUGAACACCACACUGAAGCACUGGAGGGAGGCAGCUACUCUCAUUUUAGCCGCCGGCCACAAGCUGGGACCGGGCCCUUUACUGUCAAGGACACCGCUGAGCAGCGGCGAUGGAUGGUCACAUUUACCUCUCAAGUCCUGCUUUGAUUACGACGUUUUAAUGCUCAAACGGAGCAGUAAAAGCAGAUUCAUGCCCAACGCUUACGUGUUUCCUGGUGGUGUGUUGGACUCCUCGGACUUCUCCAGUGAAUGGUUGGACAUUUUUGAAUCUUUUAGGAACUGUCCUAAUUUUGGUUUGAGGAGGGUCAAACAACCCCCAGAGACCAGACCACCUAUCUUCGCCACAGACCGGCUCAAACUGGGCUCUCCUGUCCCCGGGGAGGUCGCCUUCAGGAUAUGCGCCCUCAGGGAGACGUUUGAGGAGUCUGGUGUGCUCUUGGUCGUGUCUAAAGUGGAGGAGAAACGUUUGUUAAAAAGCAUGGAGGGCAGCUGUGACACGGAUAAAGUGCUCCACAACAAAACGAGUUCACUGAGCAGGAGUGAACUCACUAAAUGGAGAGCUCUGGUGAACCAAAACCCCUCCAACUUUAUCAGGAUGUGCAGAGAGCUGGAGGUGCUGCCCAACAUCUGGGCACUGCAUGAGUGGAGCAACUGGCUCACUCCUAAAGGACGACGAGCAGCUAGAUAUGAUACCGUUUUCUUCAUCUGCUGUCUGCAGGAUAUCCCUCACACACUGCAGGACGAAAAAGAGAUAGUGCACUUUAAGUGGUCCACACCCUCAGAGGUCUUGCAGAGCUACCAGGCAAAGGAGUUUUGGAUUGCCCCACCACAGUUCUACGAGCUCAGCCGCAUGUGCCGUCUACCCCUGCUGAAUGACCUCCAUAACUUCUCCAGCAAGCGUGCCACAGAGGGCUUAGAGCAAUGGCUGCCUGUGGUUUCCUCAAAAGAUGGACAGCACAUAUCACUGCUGCCAGGUGACAGAAGUUACCCAUUGGACCUUUCAGAAGACGCUCAGGAGGAUUUAAGUUCAGACUCUGAGCAAGAGGAUCCACAAGAUGCUCCUUCUCUGCACAGAAGUUUGAUUAUAGAUCCGUACACUAUCAAUCUACAGAUCACCAUCACGCCAAAAUACAACCAUCUGCUUCCUGUGGUGGAGCAAGCUGCUUCUCCGGACUCAAAAAAUCAGUGCUGUUGGUUACCCUUCACAUCUGGCAGUGGGUUUUAACAAUUUUUAAAACAAUACAAGUUGUUAAAGAAGCUGACUACGACCAGCAUAUUUUUCAUUCCCUGGAAAGUUGGAGAUAAGAAGUUUUGGCCCGACGCCAAAUGUACCUUUUUACUACAGGAUCUCAUCCUGCAGUCAAACAUACUGCAUCAAUUGUAAGUUUUGCUGCCAUUUGUCUGACACCUACCCCCCUGGCAGCGGUUUUAGACAUUAAAAGCAACUUUGGAGAAGUAAUCUGUCUUCAUAUGGAUGGUCCUGUUUGCUUUUUGGCUCUUAAAGAAACAGCUGAAUGUAUUUUAGUGGGUUUCAUGUCCAGCUAAAACUCUUCA